AUGUGUAAGAAUAGAUAUCCAUAUAUAAUGGCAUCUGCAGAGCAGCAGGGACCUGAUAAUGUACUGCAAGAUAGACAUGAUUGCACAAUAGAUUGGCUGAUUUAUAUUGGUAAACAUUUGACUUAUUUGAAGAAUUGGAGUGCCUUAGUGAGACAGAUGUUCGAUGAAAUUGGAGAAGAGGGAAGGAUAAAAAUGCUGAAUAACCUUAUUCGUGCAAAUAGAUUUGAAGAGAAUGGACUUGAUGAUUUGAUGAAAGUACUGAAAGAAGCAUCGGUUGAAUAUAAGAAAAUAGCAGAUAUGUUGCUUGGAGUUAAAGACAAGAGCCUAGUAAUACGUAUAAUUUCCAUGAUGCAAAUGUGGUAUAAGUAUGAAUAUGUGACGAAUAUAUUUCUGAGCAUUGAUGAUAAUCGUUUGAGAAGCAUGAUUUCUGAUCUUAGAUAUUGA
Molecule: messenger RNA, 444 nt
Organism: Ordospora pajunii
Lineage: Eukaryota; Fungi; Microsporidia; Ordosporidae
Exons: 1
Coding region: 1-444 (147 amino acids)
Source: RefSeq, a predicted model, not a curated record